CGUAAGGUUGACAGGUAUUUGCAGCUGUGAAGUGUUUUAAAUAGGAAAUCUAUUUUUAGAUAUGAUAAUACUGUAUGGGAAUUCCCAAGAUUGGUUAUUUUCAAGUCAACAAGUGUAGUACAGUACUUAGUAGGUAGCAGGACCAAGUGCUUUCUUGUCUUGUUUUUUUUGUCUGUCUCUGUACAAAACGCCUCUGGCGUGGCUAUCAGUGUAUCAGUACUAGUUUCAAGUUGCGACACCAAGAUUUAAUGUGAUUAUGGAGGUUUGAAUCUACAAAAAAUAUAUUUGAAGAUGAUAUUUGAAUACCAGAGGUAUAAAAGGAGAAAGUAAAUAUCUGUUUUGUAAAGGUCAUCUCAUCAAACAAGUUUAUUUUCAAAAUUCUUAAAAGUCAAAACGCUAUCAAAAUGACUGGUCAUGCCUCAAACUCAUGUGCCUCGCUGUAUGUUGGAGAUUUGAAUCCUGAUGUUACAGAAGUUAUGCUAUUUGAAAAGUUCUCAACAGCUGGGCCUGUAUUGUCUGUAAAUGUAUGUCGUGCCAACACCAAACAUCCUCUUGGCUACGCCUAUGUUAAUUUUCUGCAUGCUGAAGACGCUGAAAGAGCAAUUGAAACUAUGAACUUUGAUGUCAUCAAUGGUCAUCCUAUCCAUAUUGCGUGGUCUCAGCGUGAUCCAACUUUGCGUCGUACCGGCAAGGGUAAUGUUUUCAUAAAGAACCUGGACAAAUCAAUCGAUGACAAAGCUCUUCAUGAUAUAUUUUCUGCUUUUGGUAACAUCUUGUCUUCUAAGGCCACCCAGGAUCUGAACGAUUUUCAUUUGGAUGGUCGUACUUUGUAUGUUGGACGCGCACAGAAGAAAGCAGAACGUCAAGCUGAGCUUAAACAGAAAUAUGAACAACUGAAAGCAGAGAGAAACAAUCGUUCUCAGGGUGUUAACCUUUACCUAAAGAACCUUGAUGAUGAAAUUGAUGACAAGCGGUUGCAGAAAGAAUUUGAAAAGUUUGGUACUAUUACAAGUGCAAAGGUUAUGACUGAUGAAAAGGGAAUCUCAAAAGGAUUUGGGUUUGUAUGUUUUUCGUCCCCUGAAGAAGCAACUAAGGCUGUUACUGAGAUGAAUGGAAGAACCAUUGCUACUAAACCUCUGUAUGUAGCACUAGCACAGCGGAAAGAAGAGCGUAAGGCACAGCUGGCCGCCCAACACAUGCAACGUAUUGCAGGGAUUAGAGUUCCCGGGAAUGCACAACAGAUAAACCAGGUGUUUAACCCAGGGUUUGGGUACUUUACUCAAGCUGUUUACCCCCCACAAGCACGAUUAUACCCAACAGGGCAGAUGACACAAAUCAGAAACCCAAGGUGGACUGGUGCUAACCAACCAAGAUCAGCUGGUCAACCAAGUGGAGGCUUCCAGCCCAUGCCAAAUACUUGUCAGUUUGCUCCAAGAGGAGGCUACCCAGCCAUCCGCACUGCCAAUCCUGCUAGAGUCCCUAUUCGCCAGCAGUACCAGCAGCAUGUGACAGGAGUGAUUCCUCAGUCUGCUAUCCGUGUUCCCGCCAUUCAAAGAAUUCCAACUGUACCAGCUCAACAACGCCAAGUGAAGUAUGCUAAUGCUGUGCGCAAUCAGACUGUUGCUAGUCAGUCUGCUGGAAUUCCUGUGGAUUUUCCACAUCAAGCUGUCCAAGUUCCUUUGCAGGAGCCACUAACCCCAUCCAGGCUGGCACAGGCCACCCCCCAGGAGCAGAGGCAGAUGUUGGGUGAGCGAUUAUACCACAUUAUUCAACCUAGCCAUGGAGACCUAGCUGGUAAGAUCACUGGAAUGUUGUUGGAGAUUGACAACGCUGAGUUGCUUCACAUAUUGGAAUCCCGUGACUCAUUGAGCGCAAAGGUUGACGAGGCUGUGAUUGUGUUGAAGGCUCACCAAGCUAAGGAAUCUCGUAAUAAACACGCUCUGGCCGCUAUUGCACAGUAACUCAACCUGCUGGUUAACAAAAAAAAAUAAUACACUUGAGUGUUUCUUAGUAUACAACUCUUUUGUGUUACAAAUUUUUUUUAAAUCGGACA
This is a messenger RNA of Anneissia japonica, 2053 nucleotides long. Its product is annotated as polyadenylate-binding protein 4-like. Gene Ontology annotation, molecular function: poly(U) RNA binding; mRNA 3'-UTR binding; poly(A) binding. The record is from RefSeq and is a predicted model, not a curated record. The transcript is spliced from 10 exons. Bases 405 to 1961 code for a protein of 518 amino acids. NCBI's taxonomy places the organism in Eukaryota, Metazoa, Echinodermata, Crinoidea, Comatulida, Comatulidae. Gene Ontology annotation, cellular component: nucleus; ribonucleoprotein complex; cytoplasmic stress granule.